Suillus clintonianus is the source of this 888-nucleotide messenger RNA. RefSeq lists its product as uncharacterized. Bases 1 to 888 code for a protein of 295 amino acids. The transcript has a single exon. NCBI's taxonomy places the organism in Eukaryota, Fungi, Basidiomycota, Agaricomycetes, Boletales, Suillaceae. The record is from RefSeq and is a predicted model, not a curated record.
AUGUCCCAUUCUGCUCAGAUCUUCGACCACCUAGAAAACAAAGUCUUACUCGCCUGGUUCCAGGUCCAACACCCGAAAUUCAUGGUCCGUGUCUUCGACCACUCGGGAAGAGAUGUUUUCGAAAAAGCCGCAAUCAUUGCUGAAAGAAUCCGUGUGAACAUCGCUAUCAUAGCAAACUUCGUACACCAAGGCGCACCCCCAGUACGAGUCUCUCCCCCACAACCCCAGGGCGGUAGAGACUCCAAAGACUUUCCCACCGGCUUCCUAGUUCACAAUGUAUCAGAAGAAACCAGGAAUAUCAUCCUUGACCAACGUAUCUGGGCCGCCAAUGAUAUCACAUUCGAAGCUCUCCCUUUCGGCUGUCCCCACCCCCCAGAAUUACUAUUCUGCCCCUCCGGCUUCACUACAGCCAAUGCCGAAAUCAUCGGGAAAACAGUUGCGGACGUCUGGGCACAUGAAGAAAACAGACACCGGAUAAACAACAUAUUCUCAAUGAGUGAAAUCAAGGAAGAAGAGCACGUCUACAAAGCCACGUGGGACUUAAUCAGAUCCGUCCGCGUCGAACAUCUGGAUUUCAAGAUCACGGGGGGACUCUCGGUUCCGCGUUUCAACAUAUUCGCGGUCAGCCCCUCCAAUGACGCGAAGACAUGGACCGACCUCAGAGGUUUCCUACACAUCCUAGACUACCCAACGGGUCUAGACGGAUGCGGGGUAGCUGUAGCUUUAUCACCAUGCCCAAUCUGUCAUUCCCUCGCCCACCCACGAGGCCUGUGCCCCUUCCCCAACGUACCUUUAUGGAACGGCCCCAAAGUAGGGAGUAGAAAUACCAUUAAUGCAUCUAGACAAACCGGUAGAGCGAGAGGCGGAAGGUCCGGAUGUAAUACCUAG